GCUAUCUCUUUAGCGCGGUCGGCCAUAUCUUUCAGCGCAUACACUUGAUCGAGCACGGAAAAAAAGAUGACUAAGACAGGAAAGCCAGACACUUAUUGGGCAGAUAUCUGUACAAAAUAUGCCCAGGGCCAAUUCCACUUCUCGACUGGCAAACGGCCAGGGGCCAAGAAAUGGAAAAAGGCCUUAGAAGAAAUAGAUGCUUGUCCCCUGCAGACCAAUACAAAGGAUCUGUUUGGGAGAAGCCUUCGCUGUUCCUGUGGAUUCCAUAAGCCAGCAGAUCAGUUAUCAGGAGCCUGCUCCAGUAAGGCAGGAGAGGUUGAGACGGAGGCAGGGGCUGUCCGAGGAGACGCAGAGACAAGGAGACGCAGCGGGUCCAUGGUUGUGCUCUGGUUCCAGAGUUCACCCCACCUGGGAAACCUACUGGGGAGCGCAUUGCUGUGGAGUAUCUAUUGGCCCAGACCAACAGAGGUGACCUGCUUGCUCCAAAGCAGAUGCCUGAAAUCCCCACGCAGGUGCUUGAGGAGGACGAGGAUGAGCCAGAUGCCACAGUGUGCAUGCCAGGUGAUCUUGGGGCUGUUGAGCCUGAUGCUGCUCUCUGCCAAUCAGCUGAGCUUGGGGCUGGUGGAAGUGCUGUGGAAGACCAGGUGUCGUUGGAGGGUGACACUGAACCGGGGCCCCUCGUCGCAGAGACCAGCCAAAGUGACUCAAGAGGCGUUGUGGGAUGGGAGGCAUUGAUGCCCUAGCAGCAUACCUGGUCGACUUAAACCGCACAAUCACUGCCUUGUCAGUCAAGGAGGAGGCAGACAUCGUUCGCCUGUACACAGCUCUCCAUGCCAUGGACAAAGCACCU
This is a messenger RNA of Larimichthys crocea (large yellow croaker), 850 nucleotides long. RefSeq lists its product as uncharacterized. The transcript is spliced from 5 exons. Lineage: Eukaryota; Metazoa; Chordata; Actinopteri; Sciaenidae. The coding region runs from base 67 to 735 and encodes 222 amino acids. The record is from RefSeq and is a predicted model, not a curated record.